Xenopus tropicalis (tropical clawed frog) is the source of this 2011-nucleotide messenger RNA. RefSeq names its product E3 ubiquitin-protein ligase TRIM7. Gene Ontology annotation, biological process: antiviral innate immune response. Gene Ontology annotation, molecular function: zinc ion binding. Gene Ontology annotation, cellular component: cytoplasm. The transcript has a single exon. NCBI's taxonomy places the organism in Eukaryota, Metazoa, Chordata, Amphibia, Anura, Pipidae. The coding region runs from base 16 to 1431 and encodes 471 amino acids. The record is from RefSeq and is a predicted model, not a curated record.
UUUGUAUUUUUAGCCAUGGCAUCUGCAGAACUAAGAGAUGAACUGACCUGCUCCAUCUGCCAGGACAUUUAUGCCGAUCCAGUAACCCUGCCCUGUGGCCAUAACUUCUGCCGGGGCUGCAUUAGGAGACAUUGGGACUGGCAGAAGAGCAUAGAGGAAGAUCCAUCAUGUCCUGAAUGCAGGCAGAGAUACAGGAUAGAACCUGAACUAAUAACGAAUGAGGAGCUGGAUAACAUUGCGAAGAAAUUCCUUUCUAUUCCCCCAAAGCAUGAUGGGCCUGACAUGUCUUGGAACUGUCCUGUACACAAUGAACCCCUAAAGUAUCACUGCUGUGAGGAUGAGGCCUGUGUCUGUGCCUCCUGCUGCCUGUUUGGAGAUCACAAGGGCCACAGGGUGGAGCUGCUGAGUGAGGCCUCUGAGAAGAAGAAAGAGAAACUGAGGAAAGUUCUGGAGAAACUGAGCCCAGAGAGAGAGGAGACUGAGAGAGGAGCCCAGAGGCUGCAGGAGCGCAGGAGAAAAUUAGAAGAAAAAUCCGCCAUUGAGACAGAGAGAGUCACUGCCCUGUUUAGGGGCAUCAGGGAAGAGCUGGAAGCGCUAGAGAAGCGACUCCUGAGUGACAUCUCCAGGCAGAAAGAGGAGCUCACACUCACACUCACUGAGCUGAUCCAACAGCUGGAAAUAAAGAAGGACGAGCUGUCCAGGAAGAUCCGGCACAUUGAGGAGCUGUGCAACAUGGCAGAUCCACUCACUGUCCUACAGGAACAAUGGGAAUCCCAUGGAGCUGACUUUUGUGGGGCUGAGGAGGCAGAUAAUGUAGAUGAUCUGGAUGUGGGUCGGAUCUCAGAGACAUUACUCACAGGCUUAGCUGGGAUUGUCACUGGGCUAAAGGGAAGGAUCUAUGGGCAGGAGGCUACAGAGCUGGUUCUGGAUACAAACACGGCUGGGAGUCAUGUAUCUGUAUCAGGGGACGGGAAAUCUGCCUCCUGCUCACAUACAGACCAGUGUUACCCACAAACCCCUAUGAGAUUUCAGGUUCCUCAGGUUUUAAGCACCAGGAGUUUCCCCUCAGGGCGACAUUACUGGGAAGUGGAGGGCAGUGAGUCAGGGAGCUGGAAGGUAGGGGCGGCCUAUCCCAGUAUAGAGAGGGGAGGGAUAGAGUCCUGGAUUGGAGAGAAUAACAAGUCCUGGUGUUUGUAUAGACAGAGGAACAACUAUUCAGCGAGACAUUACAGUAAAGUAACCAACUUACCCCAUGUCCCUUCCUGCAGCAAAAUCAGGAUCUCAUUGGACUAUGAGGCUGGGCAUCUGUCCUUCUAUGAGCUGAGUGAGCCAAUCAGGCACUUGCACACCUUCACUGCCUCCUUCACUGAGCCCCUUCAUGCUGCAUUCUGGGUAUGGAGGCAUGAUGCCUGGGUGAGGAUUAGUAGUUAGGGUACUACUGAGUGCCCAACAAUGAAACCCAUUCCCAAUGCUACCCUUAGUGUGUGGUGGGGCCAUAUUUACACUAGGCACUCAUUUGUCUUUGUCUAUCUGUGCCUUGCAUGCAUUUAUAUGUGUAAUUCAUCAUGUAUGUCUCUAUUCUUAGUUAUAAGCCGCUUUAUCCUAACGUGUUACUUCAUUUUUACAAUGUUUAAGAUUUUAAACCCACUUGCUACACAAAAAUAUUAUCCAAAUAGUUUGUUGGGAUUUGCAAUUCAUGAUGCCAAGACAGAGGAAAUACAAUAUGGCAGUAUAUAAUACACAGGCUAUUUAUAUAGUGAACAAUGACCCCCUAUUGUAAAAUAUAAGGAUAUGUGAAGUCACCAAGGAGUUUCAUGGCCGUAUAAAAGCACAAGAAAGUGCUUUUAUACAGGUCAUGUGAGCCAUGUGACACCGAUUACUAACUCCCACCCCAACACCCCAUCCACCUCUGCCCAACUUAAGAUAACCUAUGAUCUUGCUCUCAUGGUAUAAUAUAGUUGCUACCCACCUACAUGGCCAACAAUGCCAGAAGCAACAAUAACCUAUAUAU